Molecule: messenger RNA, 2082 nt
Organism: Bipolaris victoriae FI3
Lineage: Eukaryota; Fungi; Ascomycota; Dothideomycetes; Pleosporales; Pleosporaceae
Exons: 3
Coding region: 1-2082 (693 amino acids)
Source: RefSeq, a predicted model, not a curated record
AUGGACUUAUACGUCGCGCAGCUCCCUGGGCUCUCUGUAGCCACUCACCUAUCAAGAGAGCUUGCACAUGAAAACAACAUGCCAGAUGGUAGGGGUUGGCGCCUAGGUCACAGUAAACACCCCAAGAAGCAACCCAAGGUCUCUUCGCUCAGAUCUGACGGCGAACGUUCCACAGCUACUGAAGACCAAGGUGACAGACCUCGUCAACCUAGCUGGCUAAAGACACUGCACAGCAGUAGACCACAAACCCCGGUGAGUACCCUGACUGCAGGAACUGUAGUCGAAGACAUUGGAGAUGGGCGGGGUGAACGUUUGGAGAUGCUAGCGUUGUAUCGAGACUCUAAGCCAAAGCUCUCGCGAUAUACCUCGCUUUUCUCCUCGUUCAAGGACACUACAAAAACUCCCGAGUUUUCGGAACCAUGGGGUGAAGAGGCACCACGGCCGUUCGAGGCCUACGUUGAUCCACUAGUUGUGACCCAGUCCGUUCGACUGCAUAUCACCAGCUCAUCGUCUCCAAUGCCUAUGGAGCACCACGGUGGCCUGCUUCGCGUAUUCGAGGAUUAUCGAAAGAUUCGGGAUCAGAAGGAGCGCCUAGAGAUCCUGCUAGAAGAAACGCUUCGGGAUUGGUCACAAGCACAGGCAGGUUGGUCGUAUUCGGAAGAUCAAUAUCACGCGGAGAUACGCCGGCUCGAGCUACUUAUAGCCCGCGGUACAAGUGGCAUGACGGGACUUAUGCAAGCGCGCCAGGGAAGUGUUGUGGAUCGUCAGCGGAGGCACAGAAAGACUAGCUCGCAUGACAACUUCGCACGAGACCACAAGCUACUUCCUGAAGAGAAGCUUGACGCAGAAAUCAACCAUUUGAGUGAGAAAGGCAAUCUAACUCAUCUAGUACUUCGUGGCCGACCGAUAUCCCCUUCUGGCAAGAUGGCGGUACUAUCUAAGCGGUUCUCUGACAGUUCGGAAUUACUGGUUGGUACUCCUCCUGACUCAGAGAAGACUACACUUUCACGCCAGGUUCAGAGUGAGCUAGACUUGACUACAGUGCACAAGACUCGGCCGCCGUCGUCUGUCACGGAUUCUGAUGGCUCUGUCUUCUCGGGAGGAUCCGGUGAUGCACUGUCAGACGAGACGUCAAUUCAUCAUCAGACGGAAAUGCAGCCUGCCACCGAGUGUAAUGCCUUCGUCGCUCUCCGUGAACUUGGCACGCUUGUGGCAAGACGACGAGGCUUGCAAGCGGACAGCUUCAAUCACAAACUGAUGACGCUGCUCUCACAGUCAAUGCCGGAAGAACCCUCGGUCGUGUUCGAUGAUGAGGCAGAGGCAGACCCAGUAACUAUGCAAGAUAUGAGGGUAAAUAAGCAGUCUUUGGAACAAGGUGUGACACAGAUGCGCAUUGCAGGGAGGCUCCAUUCACAAGCACAUCUCAGUGCGCAUCAAGGUCAUCAUCGACAGUUCUCUUUCGAGCCGGGAGCAGACGAGCUACAAGCCCUCUUUGAGGAAGCUACGCUAGAUGAUAUCUAUACCCACUACGAAGGACCUGAGGACUCUGUCGCGCAGGUCUCGUCACAUGCCGUACGCUACACACCGGUAACACGGUCAGCAAGGUCCAGACGGUCGACACAGAGCUUAAGCGCAGACUUUGGCAACAUGUCAGAUUACCCGAGCCCGGCGCCGAGCCCGAGUGGUAGUAGUCAAGGAAGCUCGAUAUCAAGUGGAGAAUUAAUGGAGAGCAAGUAUCAAGAGAGCCGUCGUGGGUCACAAUCCAGUGUGCAGACGGCGUUCCGUGAGGACGUGGGGAGUGGAAGGGUUCAGCCAGGGGACUCGAGUAGGCAUAGCUCCCUUGAGAGUUUGCGCACAGGGUCAUGUUUGUCCGUCUCGAGGGAUGACUCGAGUGGCACAGGACUCGACAACGGUUCCCAGGCCGGAGCAACAGCGAGCAUAGGCAAGGCCGGAGAUGAUACAUCACGUGGUGAAAGCAGUGGACCGAAAUCGACGAUGAUGUCGCCACCGCCAGCGCACAAGAGGCAAGGCCCGGGGGAAGGAGAGGAUAAAGGGUCGGUAGACAUGGCAGCAAGUGGAUGA